Silurus meridionalis is the source of this 671-nucleotide messenger RNA. RefSeq names its product cytochrome c oxidase subunit 5A, mitochondrial. The record is from RefSeq and is a predicted model, not a curated record. Lineage: Eukaryota; Metazoa; Chordata; Actinopteri; Siluriformes; Siluridae. The transcript has 5 exons. Gene Ontology annotation, biological process: mitochondrial electron transport, cytochrome c to oxygen. Bases 92 to 517 code for a protein of 141 amino acids. Gene Ontology annotation, cellular component: mitochondrial inner membrane.
CAUUUGUUACACGCAUGCGCACAUCGCACUACCUUUUCUCUCCUUUACUCUGUAUAUAUCCGUGUAGUCAAGCUGUCGGUAGGAGAACAUCAUGUUUUCUGCCCUCAUUCGUGUUUCUGCGGCCGGAAUCAGAAAUUUAGCACGAACAGGUCCUCAAUGUACAGCUCCACUGGUUUCCCGUUGCUACUCUCAUGCCAAAGCAGAGACUGAUGAGGAGUUUGAUGCUCGCUGGGUCACUUACUUUAGCAAGCCCAGCCUUGAUGACUGGGAACUUAGAAAAGGUGUGAACACUCUGAUCGGCUAUGACCUUGUCCCCGAACCUAAGAUCCUCGACUCUGCACUGAGAGCCUGCAGAAGGCUGAAUGACUUAGCCAGCGCAGUUCGCAUUUUAGAGGCAGUAAAGGAUAAGUCUGGACCACAUAAAGAGAUCUAUCCAUAUCUGAUUCAAGAACUUCGCCCCACUCUUAUGGAGCUGGGCAUCUCGACCCCAGAGGAACUGGGCAUCGAUAAAGUUUAAACAGGUGCCUUCAAGGAGGAUUGAAGUCUUGAGACACGUCCAGGAAGGUUGUUCACUGCACUUCAAGCCCGCCUUGUUUUUAUUGGCCAGUGUUCAUAAAGUUCUGUAGUGUCAUGCCUAAACGUUUUGACUUAAUAAACAGAGCAAUAUCUAA